This is a messenger RNA of Loa loa (African eye worm), 174 nucleotides long. RefSeq lists its product as hypothetical. Lineage: Eukaryota; Metazoa; Nematoda; Chromadorea; Rhabditida; Onchocercidae. The annotation marks the transcript as partial. The record is from RefSeq and is a predicted model, not a curated record. The transcript has a single exon.
GCUUCCAAUAUGACAGCGAUGAAUUUCACACUAAAAACGUCACCAAUUUUACCUUCUGUUCAAACAAUUUCAAAUUUCUCAGAUCCAUUCGCAUUACAGUUUCCUGAGUUAAAUUCAAGCUCGAAUGUUGAACUCUUACAAAAUUUAUCGCAGACAAACAUUACUUUGUCAUGA